AUGAAGGCGGUCCGCUUCGUGGUGCGCGGCGCCGGCACACUGAGCCGCGCGAGCCUGGUCCCCCGCGAGGUCGAGCAUUUCUCCCGGUACAGCCCGUCCCCGCUGUCCAUGAAGCAGCUGCUGGACUUCGGUUCGGAAAAUGCAUGUGAAAGAACUUCUUUUGCAUUUUUGAGACAAGAAUUACCUGUGAGGCUUGCCAAUAUCCUGAAGGAAAUUGAUAUCCUCCCCGAUCGAUUAGUGAAUACCUCUUCAGUGCAGUUAGUUAAAAGCUGGUACAUCCAGAGCCUGAUGGAUUUGGUGGAAUUCCAUGAGAAGAGCCCAGAAGACCAGAAAGCAUUAGCAGAAUUUGUAGAUGCUCUCAUCAAAGUUCGAAAUAGACACCAUAAUGUAGUUCCUACAAUGGCACAAGGAAUCAUAGAAUAUAAAGAUGGCUAUGCCUUUGACCCAGUCACCAAUCAAAAUCUUCAGUAUUUCUUGGAUCGAUUUUACAUGAACCGCAUUUCUACCCGGAUGCUAAUGAACCAACACAUUCUUUUAUUUAGUGACUCGGAGUCAGGAAACCCAACCCACAUUGGAAGCAUUGAUCCAAACUGUGAUGUAGUAGCAGUGAUUGAAGAUGCCUAUGAGAGUGCAAAGAUGCUUUGUGACCAGUAUUAUUUAACAUCUCCUGAAUUAAAACUCACACAAGUGAACGGAAAAUCUCCAGGCCAACCGAUUCACAUUGUGUACGUUCCUUCUCACCUGCACCAUAUGCUUUUUGAGCUGUUCAAGAAUGCGAUGAGGGCAACAGUGGAACACCAGGAAAACUUGCCUUCCCUCACACCAGUUGAGGUGAUUGUUGUCUUGGGAAAAGAAGACCUUACAAUUAAGAUUUCAGACCGAGGAGGCGGUGUUCCCCUGAGAAUCACUGACCGCCUCUUUAGUUAUACCUACUCCACUGCCCCAACGCCCGUGAUGGAUAACUCCCGGAAUGCUCCCUUGGCCGGUUUUGGUUAUGGCUUGCCGAUUUCUCGUCUCUAUGCCAAGUACUUUCAAGGGGACCUGAAUCUCUACUCUUUAUCAGGAUAUGGAACAGAUGCUAUCAUCUACUUAAAGGCUCUGUCUUCUGAGUCUGUAGAGAAACUCCCGGUCUUUAACAAAUCAGCCUUUAAGCAUUAUCAGAUGAACCCUGAGGCUGACGACUGGUGCAUCCCAAGCAAGGAACCAAAGAACCUGGCGAAGGAGAAAGUGGCCGUGUGA
Pipistrellus nathusii (Nathusius's pipistrelle) is the source of this 1239-nucleotide messenger RNA. The record is from the annotation of a GenBank genome assembly. Lineage: Eukaryota; Metazoa; Chordata; Mammalia; Chiroptera; Vespertilionidae.